GGAAGAUCUUCUCCGUCUUUACAGCCUGUUUAAGGCGGAGUUUCCUCAGACUGACCUUCUCGCUGAUGAAGCUUGUCUCUGCGUGAACAGAGGAUGGCGCUGUUCAGUCAGCUCUUCACUGCUCUGCUGCUGCUGCUGCAGUUGGAGCUGCAUCUGGUUGGUGGAUCUGAAGCUGGAGCUCCUCAAACUCUCAGCUGUCCUUCCCCUGCUGGGGUUCCAGGAACUCCCGGACACAACGGCCUUCCUGGCAGAGACGGGAGAGACGGGAGAGACGGAGCCGCCGGACCCAAAGGAGAGAAGGGAGAGCCGGGACUGAGUGUGCAGGGACCUCCAGGCAAGGCAGGACCAGCAGGUCCAUUAGGUCCACCUGGACCCCAAGGACCAAAGGGAGAUGCAGGUCCACCAGGCACUGCAGACAAUGACUUGAUCAAAUCUCUUCAGUCAGAACUCCAGUCUCUCAAAGUCAGACUCUCUACAAUGGAGAAAGCUGCAGGUUUUCCCAUCUUCAAGAAAGUAGGGCAGAAAUACUACGUGUCAAACGGGAUGAAGGCAAAAUUCGACCGCGGUCUGAAGUUCUGCACUGACGCUGGUGGCACCAUGGUUUUACCAAGAAAUGAAGCUGAAAAUGAAGCUUUAUCUGCAAUGCAUGCAACUUUGGGUUCAACCUACAUACUGCUCGGUACAACAGACAGAGAGACAGAGGGUCACUUUGUAGAUCUGAACAAAAAACCUCUGACCUUCACCAACUGGAUGCCAAAUGAGCCCAACAAUCAUCAAGGGAAAGAGGACUGUGUUGGUAUUUACACUAAUGCCGAGUGGAACGACCUAAAUUGUGAUUCAGAUUUCAAUGUUGUGUGUGAAUUAAGAAGUUAGCACCUAGGAAUGAUUCAGAAUUAGUCACAUUACGUUAUGUAGUUAAUCGCAAUGUGUUAUUGGCUCAAAUCUGUCCUUAAAGAAUGUUGUUAGCUAUAUGAGUGGACAAAGAAAGCUUCAUUGGAGCUUAAAUACUUUCAGUAAUUCAUUAACAUUAACAUUGUUUUUUGUCAUGUGAAUGUAGAACCUGAACAUGAAAAUCAUUUGAUUUCA
Molecule: messenger RNA, 1086 nt
Organism: Colossoma macropomum (tambaqui)
Lineage: Eukaryota; Metazoa; Chordata; Actinopteri; Characiformes; Serrasalmidae
Product: pulmonary surfactant-associated protein D-like
Exons: 5
Coding region: 94-873 (259 amino acids)
Cellular component (GO): multivesicular body; rough endoplasmic reticulum
Source: RefSeq, a predicted model, not a curated record